AUGACCUCAGCUUUAAUCGGACUCAUCAUCGCCCUUCCACCAGCACGACACCCAACCAUCGAAAACCUACCAACAAUCAGAAAAUACCUUCAACUCCGACUACUUGAGAACUCAUCAUGGCUGCUGUCACUUCUGCCUCAGGUAUCUUGACCUUGCUGGAUGAAGAAGAAAUCCAGCUCAAGACCUAUGCACUCGAACAGCUGGACAAAUUGGUCUACGAAUUCUGGGCUGAAGUGGCUGAUGGAAUCUCGAAGAUUGAGGUCAUGUAUGAAGAUGAAUCCUUACCUGCUACCACAAGAUCUCUGGCUGCCUUGGUUGCCUCCAAAGUCUAUUAUCAUCUCGGAGACAUCAAUGAAUCUUUACAGUUUGCACUCGGAGCCGGUGACAGGUUUGAUGUCGAAAGGGUGGGCACUCUUGGUACCGACGGGGAGUUCGUAGAGACUGUUGUUUCCGAAUGUAUUGAUGCCUAUGUGGCCCUCUUUACUUCCCACGAGAGUACAAGCUCCCCCUCCGACCCGCUACCCCCGAUCCAAGUCGAUAAACGAAUGUCCAGCAUCGUCGAGAGGAUGUUCACUCGAUGUGUCAAUGCAGGAGAGUACCGCCAGGCGCUCGGAAUCGCACUCGAAAGCCGUCGAUUGGAUAUCAUCGAAUCAAUCGCCUCCCGUCACAAUUCCAAAGAGAACGACCUGCUUGGGUAUCUCUUAGAAGCUAGUCUCACCUCCAUCACUCGCAUCUCAUUCCGCAACGAUCUCCUCCGACUCUUGGUUCGUCUCCUCGGCUCUCAAGAGAGUGGACCUGACUACUUCAGUAUCACUCAGUGCUAUGUUUAUCUUGACGACCCUCAACCAGCCAGCGAGCUCCUCAACCAGUUGCUCUCUGAUGAAAAACAAUCCGAGAAACUCUUAAUUGCACUACAGAUCUGCUUCGAUCUUGCAGAAACGGCUACUCAAGAGUUUCUGGAGGUCAUCAGGACCAAGUUGGUCGGAGCUCCUCAGCAAAAUUCAAGCACCAAAACAGAAGGAGAUAUGGCGGUAGAUGCUGGGGAAGCAUCCACUCAGCCUGCUGCCAAUUCUCACAUUGAGCAAGCCCGCCGCAUUUUAAGUGGCGAGGAAACUAUCAAGCUUUAUCUCGAAUUUCUUUACCGAAACAAUCACGCCGACCUCCUCAUCCUCAAGCAGACUAAAGACGCGCUUGACGCCCGUAGCUCACUUUACCACAAUGCCGUUAGCUUUGCAAAUGCAUUUGCGAAUGCCGGGACAACCUCAGACAAAUUCCUUCGCGACAACUUGGACUGGUUGAGCAAAGCAAGCAAUUGGAGCAAGUUUUCUGCCACCGCCGGUCUCGGUGUUAUCCAUCGGGGCAAUCUCACCCAGGGCAUGGAAAUCUUACAGCCUUACUUACCUUCGCAGCAAGGCGCACCAGGCUCAAGCUUUUAUUCUGAGGGCGGUAGUCUGUUUGCUCUUGGCCUGAUCAAUGCUAACCAUGGUGGAGGCACUGUGUUGGAAUACAUCAGCAACGUAAUGAAAAACACCAGUAGUGAUAUUAUUGAGCAUGGAGCCGCACUUGGACUUGGUGUUGCUGGAAUGUCGUCCGGUAACGAAGAGAUCUACGAUGAUCUCCGAGAUGUUUUAUAUCAUGAUUCUGCAAUUGCUGGUGAAGCCGCUGGAUACGCGAUGGGUCUUUUGAUGCUGGGUAGUGGUUCAUCCAAAGCUUUGGAUGAGAUGUUGCAGUAUGCUCACGAAACUCAACACGAAAAGAUCAUCCGUGGCUUGGCUGUUGGGAUUAGUCUGUUAUUCUAUGGGAAAGAGCAAGCUGCAGACGGGAUAAUCGAAAUAUUAACUGCUGAUAAGGAUCCCAUUCUCCGGUAUGGCGGUAUUUAUACAAUUGCGAUGGCCUACGCCGGCACUGGGAACAACAAGGCGAUUAGACGUCUGCUGCAUGUCGCAGUAUCAGACGUCAACGAUGACGUCAGAAGGGCCGCUGUCACUUCUCUUGGAUUCUUACUUUUCCGAAACCCCAGCCAAGUCCCUCGAGUAGUCCAACUCCUGAGUGAAAGCUACAAUCCCAACGUACGUUAUGGCGCCGCACUUGCACUUGGGAUCGCAUGUGCCGGCACUGGAAUGGAGGAAGCCAUCAGUUUGCUGGAGCCGAUGACUAAGGACACCGUCGAUUACGUAAAACAAGGGGCCUGCAUUGCCCUCGCAAUGAUCCUUAUCCAACAAAAUGAGGUACUCAAUCCCAAAGCUUCCGUGGUUCGAAAAAUCUUUGAAAAGAUUAUAUCAGAUAAACACGAGGACGCAAUGGCUAAGUUUGGUGCAACAUUGGCUCAAGGUAUCAUCGAUGCUGGUGGUCGCAAUGUGACUGUAUCCAUGAGAAGUAAAAAUGGAAGCAAUAACAUGACGGCAAUCGUGGGGAUGGCACUGUUCAAUCAAUUCUGGUACUGGUUUCCCAUGGCCCAUUCAUUGGCGUUGGCAUUCACACCGACUGCCAUAAUUGGAGUUGAUCAAAAUCUACAGAUGCCCAAAUUCGAAUUUCAUUCAAACGCUCGCCCAUCACUGUUCGCCUAUCAACCUGCAACUGCUCCCCCUACUGCAGAAAAAGUCGAAAAAGUUGCGACGGCCGUUUUGUCGACUACUGCUAAAGUAAAAGCACGAGAGAAAACCAAAAAAGAAAGAUUGACUACAGAGGAUAUGGAAGUCACUCCGGCACCUGAAAGUCCAACCGCACUUCACGCAAGUGAUGCAAUGAAGAUUGACGAUGGACCGGGGUCAGACUCCACGAAAACGGGCAUGGAUGGAUCGAAAACAGAAAACGGAGUGACCAAAUCGUCGAAACGGAGAAAAGACGAUGGAUCGCUGGACAAGCUGUCGAAUCUCUCAAGAGUUACCGCGACUCAACUGCCUUACAUUACCUUCCCCGACGACUCACGAUACGUGCCGGUGAGACCUUUGCUGGCAUCUUCGGCGGCCCAAAAGAGCCACCAGAAGUUAGGCUUGACCGGCACCUCUACCAGCGUAGCCCAUGCGAUCCUAAGCCAAGCUGACUCUAUUGCGACCGGUGCUGGAGGCGGGAUCUUGAUAAUGAGAGACCGUAAACCAGAUGAGCCGGCAGAAUUUUUGGAAAUGAGCUCGUUGAAGAAUAUUGCCGCCAAUGCUGGUACAGCUGCCGCUGAUCCAGCCGGUUCAAAUAAUAACACUGCUGCUGGUGGCUCGGCUGAUCCCGAUCGAGCUUUGUUAGACGGUCCUAUCGCCGACUUGCCUCCUUCAUUUGAAUACAACUUCGAUUCGUAAACCUUAUAAUCCUGUUUUUUUUCAUUUGAUUUGUUAGCCUUAAAUAUGCUUAUCCUUUUUUCUUAGCAAGACAAAAAAAGUGGCUUCCUUUUUUAAUGCAUUGUUAUAUUUUUGUUUUCUUCAGUUUUCUUCAGGUACGUGUGGUGUACAUAGUAACCAGAACAAAAAAAAGGUUAUGUGUGGAGAAAAUUGACUGAAUGACUUUUGGAUGAACAGAGAUUCCUUAAGAAAUUCAACUGUCCUGCUUACCCAGUACCCAUCAGUAGAUGACAUAAUUUAUAUUCAUUACAGUUUUUGCUAUGAUGAAAGAAAUGAAACAGAGGAGGAUGUUGAGCAAAGAUCCA
Messenger RNA from Puccinia graminis f. sp. tritici CRL 75-36-700-3, 3634 nucleotides. RefSeq lists its product as uncharacterized. Lineage: Eukaryota; Fungi; Basidiomycota; Pucciniomycetes; Pucciniales; Pucciniaceae. The record is from RefSeq and is a predicted model, not a curated record. Gene Ontology annotation, cellular component: nucleus; proteasome complex; proteasome regulatory particle, base subcomplex. The transcript is spliced from 9 exons. Gene Ontology annotation, biological process: proteasome-mediated ubiquitin-dependent protein catabolic process; regulation of protein catabolic process. Bases 117 to 3290 code for a protein of 1057 amino acids. Gene Ontology annotation, molecular function: enzyme regulator activity.